CAGUAAAAUAUUGAUAAACUAGUAAUAUUUUUUACAUUAUACUAAACACUUCCUCGAAUCUUUUGUCUGCGCGAAAUGGACGUUGACAGAUGUGGAGGGGGUUUAAUCUGGGGUGAGACGGAUCGAUCAAUAACUCUAUAUUAAUGAGCGUGGCGCGAGCUGCAUUGGGAGACUGGAACAUAAUUGGAAGUCAGGGAAAAUGGCCGAAAGUUCCGAACCGAAUAUAUCCGCCUCAUCGCUGAAGCCAGUUGAUGUGAGCCCCAUGUGCAGCGGAGGUAUGAAGUCCCCAACAGACGACCCACCCGACUCGGAGAAUACAGCAGAAUAUCAAAUAGUGGCGGCCAUAGAUUUUGGUACAACGUUUAGCGGCUAUGCGUAUUCAUUCGCCUCUAACAAAGACGCGAUACAUGUUAACAAGAACUGGGGCCAAACUCAGGGAUUUCUUUUGCAUAAAACUCCCACCUGCCUUUUGCUUAAAUCCGACGGUCAGUUUGAAGCAUUUGGGUUUGAAGCUGUGUCGAGGUAUAACGAUCUCGCCGAGGAUGAGGCCGGGGAUUAUUACUACUUUGACAGGUUCAAGAUGAAGCUGUACGACAAUAAGGAGCUGAAUGCAGACAUCACGCUGAAGGAUGCUAAUGGCAAGAGUCAGCUUGCUGUGGAUGUGUUCGCACACUCCCUCAACUUCAUGAAGAAACACAUGCUACGUGCUAUCGGGGCUCACCUGGGUUACGACCCCCACCCCGACACCGUCCGCUGGGUGCUCACCGUCCCCGCCAUCUGGGACGAGAACGCCAAGCAGUUCAUGAGGGAGGCAGCGUACAGGGGUUCUCUGAUCCUGACGCCCCACAGUGAGCAGCUGGUGAUGGCCCUAGAGCCCGAGGCCGCUUCCCUGCACUGCCGCAACCUCCCUGCUACAGACUUCGUCGGUUACAAGGACACUGCACAGGCAUCCAACCCUUGCUUCGAGCCCGGCACCAAGUACCUCGUCGUGGAUGCUGGAGGUGGAACUAUUGAUUGUGUGGCCCACAAGAUCCGAAAGGACGGGAGGAUCCGGGAACUGUUCCGCGCUACUGGUGGGGCCUGGGGUGGCACCAUCAUAGACAAGCAGUUCCUGAAUCUUCUCCACAGAAUCUUCGGCAAAGACUUCAUCACUGAGUUCCAGCAGAAUUACCCCAAGGAUUUUGUGGAACUUCUGCAGGACUUUGAGAUCAAGAAGCGAGGAGAGUGUGAUAGUAUCCGUGUGUCUCUGCCUUACAACUUCUGUAACUUCAAACACAAUCGUGUCAGUGUACAACAAGCUAUCAAAACAUUCGCUGCCGACAAUAACAAUGAAGUCAAAUUCUCGUCUGGGAAGCUGGUGUUGACGUCGGCAGUCGUGACGUCACUGUUUGCCGAUGCCUUAGCACAGAUUAAAGACCAUGUAGACCAGCUUCUCCAGAAGCCAAAGACCAAAGACUUGCAUUACAUCUUCCUGGUGGGUGGCUUUGCAGAAUCCAGUCGUUUGCAACAAGCUCUGAAAACUCAUUUUAGCGAAAGGGUGACGUGCCUUGUUCCAGAUGAAGCUAGUCUUGCAGUUGUUAGGGGAGCAGUAGCAUUCGGGCACGAUCCUAGUUCAAUAUGGCAGAGGAUCUGUCGUUUCACGUACGGUGUGGGGUCAUACUUGCCGUACGAGGAAGGGGUGCACCGAGAGGACCUCCGAGUCGUCUCAGACGGUGUCACCCUCUGUAAGAACAUAUUACAGACGUGGGCCGAAGCUGGAGAGACGAUUGGCCACAAUGAGAUAUGGAGGGAAACAUACACUCCCAUUAUAACCAACCAGAAAGGAAUUAUUUUCGAGUUCUUCCGAUCUUCUAAGAGACAUGUGAAAUACACGGAUGAGGCCGGGGUUGAGAAAUGUGGGUCACUGAUAGUCCGCAUGCCAGAUCUAACUGGGGACAAAGAGAGAGCGGUGGACCUCGAGGUCAUAUUCGGUGGAACGGAGAUCAAGGUCGUGGGAUACGAUCACACCAGUACAAAUAAGUAUGAGACAUUGAUAGACUUCCUGUCAUCCUAACUUUCUCUCCUGAAAACUGUUUGCCAGUUUGACAUAAAAACAUGAAUGUACAGAAAUAUUCUCUCCUCCAUGUUAGAAGAGGCAGGUGGACCAACAUGGAACGUCAGCUCCAACUCCAGCUUGUCAGAUGCUUCAAUGAAAGACAGAGGAGUCCAUUCAUACAUGGGGUCAGUUGAGCAGUAUGUUGCUCUUUACAAACGUUUCUACACUGCAUGUGCAAAUCAUGUGCUAAUGCUUGAUCUCCCCAUGACAUCAACAUGGACUGCUCCAGAUUCGCAGCCAUUAGGCCAAACUAAACAAUCAUGGUUUGGUUGAUCUUAACUGUCAAAAAUAUAUAUCCUUACUCAAAUAUAAUCUGUUACUGGACCUGAUUUUCAGGCAUGAUGAACGAAGGGACUGGUCUAUUCUAUACACUGGAAUCAGAAAUGUUUAUUUAUUUAAGGAAACUUUAUGUUUUUUCUACUAUCAUUUACUCCAGCUCUAUUUAUCUAUAUAGAAGGAUGUUUCAUAGUGAAAGGACAAAUUAUUUAAAUCAUUUAUUAACAAUCAUUAUUUUAAUCAGAAUAUGUUUCCUGUUACUAAGAAUUACUCAAUUUUGUAAAAGGUCAUGAUAGAUUAACUGUCAGUACCAGAUUUAUUUAUUUUCCUAAUUAUCCCUCUAGUUUGUUUCUAUCAAAUAGGAAUUGAACCUCCAUUCCACCCAGAGAAUUUCCAUUUAUUCCUACACAUAUUGACUACAAUUUUUAUUAAAACAAGACAUUUAAUUUUGGGGACUAGAAAUAAAAAUAUCAUUGGUCAUCUUCCAUGCUGAUAAACAACUAUGUGGAAAGUCAUGUAAAAAAUCAAGAAAUAUCAGAAAGAGGUCGUAAAAGAAACAACACUCAAAUGGUGAGGGUAAUCUUUCCUUUAUCUGGCAUACAUAAAAAUAUAUCAACUUAAGUAACAAACUUGAUACUUCCCACUCAGCCAUCAUUGUUUAUCCAGUUUAUAGUAUCUCCUUCCUAUUAUGAUAAUGCCCUUGACCCUAUUACCACCAAAGCUUUGCAGGGAUCACUCAGCACAGAACUUCUUCUCCAAUUGAGUGUAAUUUGAUUGCAUUGCAAUUUUUGCAAAUAUGUUUGGGUGACUAUUUAGCAUAGUCUAAUGUAAUUGGAUGGUUGUUUUUAACAUAGUGUAAUUUGAUUGGAUGGCUAUUUUAGCAUAGUGUAAUUCAAUUGGAUGGUUGUCUUUAACGUAGUGUAAUUUGAUUGAAUGGUUAUGUUUAGCAAGGUGUAACUUGAUUGGAUGGUUAUUUUAGCAUAGUGUAAUUUAAUUGGAUGGUAGUUUUUAAUGUAGUGUCAUUUGAUUGGAUGGUUAUGAUCAGCUUGGUGUAAUUUAAUUGGAUGGUUAUUUUUAGCUUAGUGUAACCAACUAGAUGGCUAUUUUUAGCAUAGUGUAAUUUGAUUGGCUGGCUAUUUUUAGCAUGGUGUAAUUUGAGUCAGAACCAAAGUUUGGAAGUCAAUGGAUCCAGACUAUUUAUCCCAGUAGAUGGAGAUACUAUACACUGGAUAAACUAGAAUGUCUUGAUAAAGAUUUCAGAUUUUGAUAAAACAUUAACCAAAGUUUGCUUUAUGUGUAACUCUAAUCAACUCAUUGAAAUAAAUAUUUUGAUUACGUCUUUAUGACUUUCUCCGCGAUAUAUACUCCCUAAUUAUAGCCUACAAACAGUGUUUGCCAUGCCCUGGCCUUAUAACCCGCCUCUCUUUCAAACUGAAGCAUGCUCGUUGGAAUGUUGUGAUGAAACUAGACUUAGAGAUAUUGUUAUAUGUAUAAUUGUCAAUACUGGUUAGAGGACUGAAUGUAUUCGCUAACAAAUGCUUGUCUUGUCUGAUAUUUGCUGUCAUAACAUUCCCAGGAUAAUUACCAGAGAAAAGUGUCAGCUGUCAUUACUGAUUAGAUAAGCCAAGUUCUAAAACACAAGAAUGUUGAACUCUUACUUCAAAUUUGAACAAAUAAAAUAUACUGCACAAAUAGGUAAUUAAACAAUAUGCUUCACACGUCUGCUCAAUGUAGGGUCAAGGUCAGGUUCUAUCAAGCAAUAACUGGUUUGUCCCUCCGCCACCAUCACCCCCCCAACAUUUUUUUGUAUGUUUCCUGUUUCAGCUGAUUAGAAAAUAAAGUAGGUAGUUUGAAUUUUUAAAA
This is a messenger RNA of Haliotis rufescens (red abalone), 4234 nucleotides long. RefSeq names its product heat shock 70 kDa protein 12A-like. The record is from RefSeq and is a predicted model, not a curated record. The transcript is spliced from 4 exons. The coding region runs from base 200 to 2053 and encodes 617 amino acids. NCBI's taxonomy places the organism in Eukaryota, Metazoa, Mollusca, Gastropoda, Lepetellida, Haliotidae.